Cuscuta campestris is the source of this 1260-nucleotide messenger RNA. The record is from the annotation of a GenBank genome assembly. NCBI's taxonomy places the organism in Eukaryota, Viridiplantae, Streptophyta, Magnoliopsida, Solanales, Convolvulaceae.
GAACUUGUAUGAGUAUAUACGUUCCUAAAUCCUAAUCCUCCCACCAUUUAGAAGCCGGAAGACAAAAUAUAUACUGCCCUGGAAUUCUUGACCCAAAACAAGGAAAAAAUAAGCCCAUCUCAUGGAUCUGCAUUCGUCUCCGUCUUCUUCCCCACUACAUGUUCUCAGCUUCACUCUUGCUCUGCUCAUACUUGCAACUGGCGCGUCAGGGGCUACAUUUACAUUUGUGAACAAAUGUGAAAGAACAGUAUGGCCUGGGAUUUUAUCAAAUGCCGGAAGCCCCAGCCUAGAAAGCACCGGAUUUGAGCUACCAAAGGGCUCUUCCCGCACAUUAACGGCGCCUACGGGGUGGUCCGGCAGGUUCUGGGGCCGGACUGGGUGCAAAUUUGACAGAUCCGGGUCCGGGUCUUGCGCGACAGGGGACUGCGGGUCGGGCCAGGUGGGAUGCAAUGGCGCCGGAGCAGAACCGCCGGCUACCCUUGCAGAGGUCACCCUCGGCUCCGGCGGGCUGGACUUCUAUGACGUCAGCCUGGUAGAUGGCUACAACCUGCCUUUAGUGAUGGAGGCUACCGGCGGGUCAGGCAUGUGCGCCACCACGGGGUGCGUCACAGAUCUGAACCGAAUCUGCCCGUCGGAGCUUCGAACGGUCGGCCGCACCGCCUGCCGGAGCGCGUGUGAGGCGUUCUCGAAACCGGAGUACUGCUGCAGCGGCGCGUACAGCACACCGUCCUCGUGCAAACCCUCGGUGUAUUCGGAGAUGUUCAAGACCGCGUGCCCCAGGUCCUACAGCUACGCCUACGACGAUCCCACCAGUACAUUCACGUGCAGCGGCGCGGACUAUACGGUGACGUUUUGCCCAUCUAUUCCCAGUCAAAAAUCUUCAAAGAACGCGACAACAGCUACGACGACCACACCCGUGACGAGGAACACAGAGAGUGGGGGGCCCACACCCGGUUCGGGAAUUACUGGCCCGGAAACAGAGCCAGCGGGCCCGAGUUUGGGUAUGGGGAUGGAAUUUGACGGGUCAGGACAAACCGGUAGCGGUUCAACUAUGGCUGGAACCGGGUCAGAAUCCGAGGCAUUUCUCACGGACGGGUCAUAUUUGGCCGGGUUAGCCAUGGGCAAAUCAAGCCCGGUUUUGGCUACGAAGGAGACUCUAAAUUACUUUGCCUUUGCCUCGUUCAUCUUCUCUUUCGUUUUCUUAAUUUAGACCCCCAUUGUUGUAGAAGAAGUAUCUCAUGAAGAAGAAGAUCUGGUUUA